Messenger RNA from Contarinia nasturtii (swede midge), 1904 nucleotides. Its product is annotated as probable maltase. The transcript is spliced from 7 exons. Lineage: Eukaryota; Metazoa; Arthropoda; Insecta; Diptera; Cecidomyiidae. The record is from RefSeq and is a predicted model, not a curated record. Gene Ontology annotation, biological process: carbohydrate metabolic process. Bases 108 to 1841 code for a protein of 577 amino acids.
UUAAAAACUACUAUAAAAACAGUAAAUGUACGUUGAUUUAAUUUAGUGUUCAAUUUUCGUGUGAUAUUUGAAGUAAAAUAACAAAAUAUCUAAUUUAAUUUACAAAAAUGACAAGUAUAAAUAUGCCGAUUCUUGCUCUUGUGCUAUGUUCAAUCACCGGCGAACUAUUUGCAGCCGACGAUUGGUACGAAUAUGGACACUUUUAUCAAAUCUAUCCGCGAAGUUUUCAAGACAGCGACGGCGAUGGUGUCGGUGAUUUGAAUGGCAUUACAUCUCGUUUGUCUCACCUUCAAUACGUUGGUGUAUCGGGUGUUUGGCUUUCUCCAAUAUUUAAAAGCCCUUUGAAAGAUUUCGGUUACGAUAUAUCGGAUUUUCGCCAAAUUCAGUCGGAAUACGGAACAAUGGAAGAUUUUGAGCGUUUGGUUGAACGCUGCAAAGAAUUAGAUAUCAAAUUAAUUUUGGAUUUUGUGCCGAAUCACAGCUCCGACCAACACGAAUGGUUUAAAAAAUCUUGCAACCCGAGUGACCCCGAAUAUGAAAAAUACAAAGAUUUCUAUGUUUGGAAUGAAGGAAAAUUGUUAGAAAAUGGAACAAGAGUGCCGCCAAGUAAUUGGGUCAGUGUAUUUCGUGGAAGUGCUUGGACAUGGGUGGAAACCAGAAAAGCAUACUAUUAUCAUCAAUUCUACGCAGAACAACCGGACCUUAACUUUAGAAAUGAUGCAGUCGUUGAAGAAAUGAAGGAAAUUUUGCGAUUUUGGAUGCGAAAGGGAGUAGGUGGUUAUAGAGUUGAUGCUGUACCACAUUUCUUCGAAUCGAAAGAAAAUGCAGAUGGCGUGUACGAUGACGAACCGUUAAGCGGCGGAAGUUGUGAACCUGACGAAUAUUGUUCUUUAAACCACACAAACACCUACGAUCUGGACGAAACUUUUGAUCUGGUUUAUGAAUUCCGAGCAGUUUUGGACGAACCGGAAUUUUCAAAUCCUACUCGAGUUUUAAUGGCUGAAGCAUACUCGCCGCUGUGUAACGCUUUGAAAUACUAUGGAAAAGUUGAAAAUGGAACAAUUACUAAGUACGGUGCACAAAUUCCAUUUAAUUUCCAAUUGAUGCAGAAUACCAAGAUGGGAAGUGGAUCGCAAGACUACAUUAACAGUAUCAAUAGUUGGAUUCUUAAUUUACCCAAAGGAAAUGGAAUUCACGCAAAUUGGGUCUUGGGAAAUCAUGAUAAAAAACGAAUUGCAACGGAUUAUAAGCCAACCAGAACUGAUAUUUUCAAUAUUCUACUGAAGACUUUGCCUGGAAUUACAGUCACCUAUUACGGAGAAGAAAUUGGAAUGACAUCGAAUGAUAAAAUAUCAUCAGAGGAUGAACGAGAACAAUCACGUACACCAAUGCAAUGGGACAACACAAAAAAUGCUGGAUUUAGCGAUGCCGAAACGACGUGGCUUCCAGUUGCUGAAAAUUUUACGGAAUGUAAUGUGAAAUUGGAAAAGUCACAACCUCAAAGCUUCUUGAAAAAUUUCCGAAGAUUAAUAACAUUGCGAGAGAAUCCAACAAUUAAAUAUGGAACAUUGCAACUCGCUGCAAUCGAUGAAGAAGUACUGGCGUAUAAGAGGGAAAUCGAAGGUGACCCAAAGGCAGAUAUUAUCGUGAUGGUCUUGAAUUUAGGUACGUCGAAUAAAACAGUCGAUUUGAAGGCUCAUUUCAGCAAUUUACCGAAGAACAUGAGAGUGUCUAUAGUGUCGAUUCAUUCGAAAACUAUCAAACCUGGCAAUUCAAUUGAAACGCAAAAACUCUUCUUGUCGUCGGAAGUCGGUGUUGUACUUAUUGGUCGAAAGCGUUAAAAUUUAAAUAAUAAAAGGAUUUCAUUUGGCAAAAAAGUGCCAAGAAUUAUAAGAAUAAGGCAA